AUGAUUGACCUAAAUGAGGAACCAGCUGAAAAUAAUGAUGAUCCUUUGUACUGUACACAACAUGCUACUGGAAAUGCAGAACUUGUGGCGGAAUCACCUAAUCCCCCUAUCAUACAAAGACUGGAUAGUGCUGCUACAGAAGCAAUGGAGACGGAUCAGCAGUCCAGUCAUGGGGGGCGUGCUCCGGGCAGUACACAAGUACCUACAGCUGUAGCAGCUGGUAGUGAUGCUCAUACCCUUGAUGGCACAGGUGCUGCGGGUGAUACCGGUGGCACUGUUGGUAAUGGUUUGGGUGCUGAAAAUGAUGAUGAAGCUUGGUCACAGCCCAAGGAGCCUUACGUGGGCAUGAGAUUCGACACUUUGGAAGAUGCCAAGGUGUAUUACAAUGCAUAUUCCUUGCAGAUGGGGUUUUCAAUCAAAAUGAAUAGUUCAAGGAAGGAUAUGAAGACUGGGGAAUUGAUAAAACAGCAGUUUGUUUGCAACAAGUUUCGAAAGCCUGAUGUUGAUGACGAAGGAGCAGAGAAGAUUCCCGUGCUAGAUGACAUUGUUGAACAAGCAAAAGAUGAUAAUGAAGAUGAGGCUAUUGUCUUUCUUGAUGAUGAUAGUAAGGGCAAAAAAAGCAACAAGAAACGAAAAAGAGAUAAAAUUGUACAAACUGGUUGCAAAGCUAAGAUGAUUGUGAAGGUAAUAGAUGGCAGAUGGGAGGUGAUCUACUUUGUUAGCGAACACAACCAUCCGUUGAUUGACAAACCAGGUUUGACUAAGUAUUUGUGA
Triticum turgidum subsp. durum (durum wheat) is the source of this 774-nucleotide messenger RNA. NCBI's taxonomy places the organism in Eukaryota, Viridiplantae, Streptophyta, Magnoliopsida, Poales, Poaceae. The record is from the annotation of a GenBank genome assembly.